CGACAACCUCAAUAUUCUUCCAAUCACUCCGGAAAUCAUAAAAAGAAAAGGCAAAAUGACAACCCGCAAGCGCAACGAAUUUCUCGACCCCAUCUCCGACGAAGAUGAAGGCAGCGAAGCCGGUUACGACUCUGAAGCUGCGGAGGAGACGAAAGGCCGGGGUAUGAAGCGGCGACGGACGGAGCCAAAGCGCGGGUUUUUGGAUGCUAGUGGGGACGAAGAUGAGGAAAGAGAAUCUGACCCUGGGGUAUCGGAUGACGAAGAUGAGAAGAUUUCGCGAGCGAGGAAGGGCAAGGGGAAGACCAAGCGCAAAACCGAUGACGAUGAUGAGGACCAGGACGACGACGAUGAAUACGGAGAACAACGCGAAAGCGAAGGAGAUGCCAAAUACCUCGACGCAACAACAACAAUCACGAAAGCCGAGAAACCCCUAAAACCCAAACCCCUCGACAAAAGCAAGCCUCCUAAAAAGAACAAAACCGGCGUCAUCUACUUCUCUAGCCUCCCUCCCUAUCUGCGUCCCUUUGCUUUAAAGGGGCUCCUAGAGAAAUACGGUUUCUCACCCAUAACAAGAGUCUUCCUAAAUCCUUCCAUACCCUCCGCCUCCGCGCCGCGGCGCCGCUCCAACAAGCGCAAAACCUACUCCGACGGAUGGGUGGAAUUCGCAUCCAAGAAGACCGCGAAGCUAUGCGCGGAGACGCUAAAUGCGAACAUCGUGGGCGGGAAAAAGGGUGGCUGGUAUCAUGAUGAUGUGUGGAAUAUGAAGUAUUUGAGGGGGUUUAAGUGGGCGGAUUUGAUGGAGCAGGUACAGCGGGAGAGGAGUGAGAGGGAAGCGAAGAGGAGGGUUGAGGAUGCGAGGGCGAAGAAGGAGGAGAAGGUGUUUGUGGAGGGGGUUGAGAAGGGGAGGGUUUUAGAUGGGAUGGCCAGGAAGAGUGAGGAAAAGAAGAGGAGGAUGCCGGAGGUGGAUGUACCUGAGGAGAAGGUGCAGGAGCGAGGGAAUGUUGAUGAGGGGGGGAAGAAGGGGAAUGUUCGGAGGCUGUUUAAGCAGAAUGAGGUUAAGACGCCAAGGGAUAGGAUCGAGAAGGAUGAUGGUGCUGCUGCGCUGGGGGAGGAUACGAAGAGGGUGUUGGGGAAGAUUUUCUAAUGCCUUUCAUCUACUUGUGUACAGAGUUCUUAUUGUUAUGGAUAUAGUAUUGCAUGUAACCACUGAUUCAAUGCUGGAUAUGUACU
Aspergillus ruber CBS 135680 is the source of this 1230-nucleotide messenger RNA. Its product is annotated as RNA-binding ATPase activator ESF2. Bases 56 to 1144 code for a protein of 362 amino acids. Gene Ontology annotation, molecular function: RNA binding. Gene Ontology annotation, biological process: endonucleolytic cleavage in 5'-ETS of tricistronic rRNA transcript (SSU-rRNA, 5.8S rRNA, LSU-rRNA); endonucleolytic cleavage in ITS1 to separate SSU-rRNA from 5.8S rRNA and LSU-rRNA from tricistronic rRNA transcript (SSU-rRNA, 5.8S rRNA, LSU-rRNA); small-subunit processome assembly. Lineage: Eukaryota; Fungi; Ascomycota; Eurotiomycetes; Eurotiales; Aspergillaceae. Gene Ontology annotation, cellular component: nucleolus. The record is from RefSeq and is a predicted model, not a curated record. The transcript has a single exon.